AUGGAUUUACCAGACAUGGACCUCAAAGCCCCUAAAUUAGAUGUAAACACUCCAGAUAUUGACAUUGAUUCACCCACAGGGAAAUUGAAAAUGCCCAAAUUGAAAAUGUCAACAUUUGGAAUGAAGGGGCCACAUAUUGACAAACAUGGAGAUAUAGAGGGACCAGACCUGAACUUGUCAUCUCCCAAACUCAAGGGUCCCAAAGCAGAACUCAACAUUCCAGAUGCUGAUAUUGGCCGCCCAUCAGGAAAAUUCAAAAUGCCAACUUUCAAGAUGCCAGAUUUAGGUUCAUCUGGACCAAAGGUUAAGGGGUCUGGCUUGGAUCUUUCAGCCCCCAAGUUUAAAGCUGGGAUUGAUGCCCCUGACAUGGAUUUACCAGACAUGGACCUCAAAGCCCCUAAAUUAGAUGUAAACUCUCCAGAUAUUGACAUUGAUUCACCCACAGGGAAAUUGAAAAUGCCCAAAUUGAAAAUGCCAACAUUUGGAAUGAAGGGGCCACAUAUUGACAAACAUGGAGAUAUAGAGGGACCAGACCUGAACUUGUCAUCUCCCAAACUCAAGGGUCCCAAAGCAGAACUCAACAUUCCAGAUGCUGAUAUUGGCCGCCCAUCAGGAAAAUUCAAAAUGCCAACUUUCAAGAUGCCAGAUUUAGGUUCCUCUGGACCAAAAGUUAAGGGGCCUGACUUGGAUCUUUCAGCCCCCAAGUUGAAAGGGGGAAUCAGUCCCCUAGAUCCGAAUCUGCCAGAUCUCAAAGGCCCCAAACUAGGCCUAAAUGCACCAGAUGUAAACUGUAAUAUGCCCUCAGGUAAAAUCAAAGUUCCUACAUUGAAGAAACCAAAGGUUGAUCUGAAUGCUCCUGAUCUGGACAUUGAUGGCCCCUCUGGUAAACUGAAAAUGCCCAAAUUUGGGCUGUCUGGUAAAAUGCCAAAAUCCACAAAACUUAAUCUCAAAGCCCCAAAGAUAAAGGGGGGAAUUGAUUCCCCAGACUUGAAUUUACCAGAUGCUGACCUCAAAGCCCCUAAACUAGAUAGAAAUUCCCCCGAUUUUGACAUCAAUGCAUCCUCUGGGAAAUUCAAAAUGCCCAAAUUCAAAAUGUCUAAAUUCAGAGGCCUAAAAAGACCAGAUGUUGACAUUGAUGGAGACUUAGAGGGUGCAGAUAUAGAUAUCAAUGCCCCCACAGCUAACCUCAAAGGUCCCAAAACAGGUCUAAAAAUGCCAGAUUUGAAGAUGCCUGAUUUCAGGCUAUCUGGGCACAAUGUAGAUAAACCUAACUAUGACUUACCUGAUAUUGAUCUCUCAGCCCCAAAGCUAAAGGGGGGCAUCAAUCCCCCAGAUUUUGACGCUCCCUCAGGAAAACUAAAAAUGCCCAAAUUUGGACACUCAGGCACUAUGCCAAAAGGACCAAAUCUGGACAUAAAUGCAGGUGUGAAAUCACCAAAGUUCAGUCUAAAUAUGCCAAAGAUAAAAGCUGGGAUUGAUGCGCCUGACAUGGAUUUACCAGACAUGGACCUCAAAGCCUCUAAAUUAGAUGUAAACACUCCAGAUAUUGACAUUGAUUCACCCACAGGGAAAUUCAAAAUGCCGAAUUUGAAAAUGUCUACAUUUGGAAUGAAGGGGCCACACAUUGACAAAGUUGGAGAUAUAGAGGGACCAGACCUGAACUUGUCAUCUCCCAAACUCAAGGGUCCCAAAGCAGACCUCAACAUUCCAGAUGCUGAUAUUGGCAGUCCAUCAGGAAAGUUCAAAAUGCCAACUUUCAAGAUGCCAGAUUUAGGUUCCUCUAGACCAAAGGUUAAGGGGCCUGACUUGGAUCUUUCAGCCCCCAAGUUGAAAGGGGGAAUCACUCCCCUAGAUCCGAAUCUGCCAGAUCUCAAAGGCCCCAAACUAGGCCUAAAUGCACCAGAUGUAAACAGUAAUAUGCCCUCAGGUAAAAUCAAAGUACCUACAUUGAAGAAACCAAAGGUUGAUCUGAAUGCUCCUGAUCUGGACAUUGAUGGCCCUUCUGGUAAACUGAAAAUGCCCAAAUUUGGGCUGUCUGGUAAAAUGCCAAAAUCCACAAAACUUAAUCUCAAAGCCCCAAAGAUAAAGGGGGGAAUUGAUUCCCCAGACUUGAAUUUACCAGAUGCUGACCUCAAAGCCCCUAAACUAGAUGGAAAUACCCCCGAUGUUGACAUCAAUGCACCUUCUGGGAAAUUGAAAAUGCCCAAAUUGAAAAUGCCAAAAUUCAGAGGCCUAAAGGGACCAGAUGUUGACAUAGAUGGAGACUUAGAGGGCCCAGAUAUAGAUAUCAAUUCCCCCACAGCUAACCUCAAAGGUCCCAAAACAGGUCUAAAAAUGCCUGAUUUGAAGAUGCCUGAUUUCAGGCUAUCUGGCCCUUAUGUAGAUAAACCUGACCAUGAUUUACCUGAUAUUGACUUCUCAGCCCCAAAGCUAAAAGGGGGCAUCAAUCCCCCAGAUUUGAGUCUACCUAAGGGUCAUCUCAAAGGGCCCAAAUUAGAUCUCAAUGCUCAAGAUCUUGAUAUUGAUGCUCCAUCUGGUAAACUGAAAAUGCCCAAAUUUGGGCUUUCAAGUACAAUGCCAAAAGGACCAAAUGUGGACAUAAAUGCAGGUGCGAAAUCACCAAAGUUCAGUCUACAAAUGCCAAAGAAUAAAGGUGGGAUUGAUGCCCCUGGUGUGGAUCUACCAGACAUUGACCUCAAAGCCCCUAAAUUAGAUGUAAACACUCCAGAUAUAGACAUUCAUUCACCCACAGGGAAAUUCAAAAUGCCCAAUCUGAAAAUGCCUCAAUUUGGAAUGAAAGGGCCAGAUAUUGAUCUAGAUGGAGAUAUAGAGGGACCAGACUUGAAUUUGUCAUCUCCCAAACUCAAGGGUCCCAAAGCAGACCUCAACAUUCCAGAUGCUGAUAUUGACAGUCCAUCAGAAAAAUUCAAAAUGCCAACUUUCAAGAUGCCAGAUUUAGGUUUAUCUGGACCAAAGUUUAAGGGGCCUGACUUAGAUCUUUCAGCCCCCACGUUUAAAGGGGGAAUUAGUCACCCAGAUUUGGAUCUGCCAGAUGUUGCCCUCAAAGGCCCCAAACUAGACCUCAAUGCACCAGAUGUAAACUUUAAUAUGCCCUCCGGUAAAGUCAAAGUACCUACAUUGAAGAAACCAAAGGUUGAUCUGAAUGCUCCUGAUAUGGACAUCGAUGGCCCCUCUGGUCACCUGAAAAUGCCCACAUUCUUGCUGCCUGGUACAAUGUCAAAAUCCCCAGUCUUGAGGCUCAAAGCUUCAAACAUUAAGGGGGGAAUUGAUGUUCCAGACAUGAAUUUACCAGAUGCUGACCUCAAAGCCCCUGAACUAGAUGUGAAUGCCCCAGAUCUUGACAUCAAUGAACCCUCUGGGAAACUCAAAAUGCCCAAAUAUAAAAUGCUUAAAUUCAGAGACCUAAAGAGACCAGAUGUUGACAUUGUUGGAAACUUAGACGGCCCAGAUGUAGAUAUAAAUUCCCCCACAGCUGACCUCAAAGGUCCCAAAACAGGUCUAAAAAUUCCAGAUUUGAAGAUGCCUGAUUUUGGGCUAUCUGGGCCAAAUGUAGAUGAAUCUGACUAUGACUUACCUGAUAUUGACCUCUCAGCCCCAAAGCUAAAAGGAGGAAUCAGUCCUCCGGAUUUGAGAAUAUCUAAGUGUCAUCUCAAAAGCCCAAACUAGACCUCAAUGCUCCAGAUAUGCCCCCAGGUAGAUUCAGAGUUCCAACCAUAGAGAGGCCAAAUGGUAGCAUCAAAGCCACUGAUUUUGACAUCAACACUCCUACAUUCAAAAUGCCUACAUUUGGGUGGUCUACACCAAAA
This is a messenger RNA of Oncorhynchus tshawytscha (Chinook salmon), 3827 nucleotides long. Its product is annotated as neuroblast differentiation-associated protein AHNAK-like. The record is from RefSeq and is a predicted model, not a curated record. NCBI's taxonomy places the organism in Eukaryota, Metazoa, Chordata, Actinopteri, Salmoniformes, Salmonidae. The transcript has a single exon. Bases 1 to 3687 code for a protein of 1228 amino acids. Gene Ontology annotation, biological process: regulation of RNA splicing. Gene Ontology annotation, cellular component: nucleus; cytoplasm.